Molecule: messenger RNA, 3965 nt
Organism: Astyanax mexicanus (Mexican tetra)
Lineage: Eukaryota; Metazoa; Chordata; Actinopteri; Characiformes; Acestrorhamphidae
Exons: 8
Coding region: 2338-3744 (468 amino acids)
Source: RefSeq, a predicted model, not a curated record
AAAUUCCAUAUUGGAAAAACCUUUUUGCAAUUUAGAUUACCAAAAUAUUAUUAAAUAAAUAUUCUGCACUGCUCUGUACCAGAACUGUCUGGUGUGUUUUCACUCCCAGAUGUUUGGUGGAUACUAUCGGGAUGGCACAAAGAUUUCAACCCUCCUUCGGAGGCAACUGUUUAUCCUGCUUGGUAUCUAAGAAAUGGCUUUACAGAUUAUUCUUCUUAAUUCAAAGAGUUAAAUGUUUGUGAAACACUUGAAUGGAAACCACUCAGCCACUGAACAAAUAUUUAUUCAUUUUUAUUCAUUUAUUAAUUUUAUAACCUGCACACGGAUGGCCUGAUGAAUCCAUUGAAGGCUCAGCUACUUUUACAUUGAAUAAUUGUUAGCAUGUAUGUUGAGCUUCACAGCCCAAGGCAGAAAAGGUUUCUCUACAUUUACAUUUAUCAUACGUCUGUGGCAAAACUUAUGUCUUGCGUUCUUGCAUUGUAGCACGUAGCCUUAACAGAAACAGGUUGGGUUACUCAGUGCUGGAGAUUUCUUCACUAUUUUUUCAGCCAGCUGUCUGAGAGAUGGAUGGAUGGGUGGGAUAUGAUGAUGUGUUUUAAAUAAAAGUCAGAAUGCAAUAUGUCAUGCAGUUUUAACAUUCAAUGUGGUCCAUCAACAGCAGACACCAGCGAAGAUUUUACUUACAGUGCAUCCGGAAAGUAUUCACAGCACUUCACUUUUUCCACAAUUUGUUACAUUACAGCCUUAUUCCAAAUUGUAUUAAAUUCAAAUCUUUUCUCAAUAUUCUAUACAAAAUACCCCAUUAUGACCAUGUGAAAAAAGUUUUCUUGAGAGUUUUGAAAAUUUAUUAAAACAAAAAAACAAAGAAAUCAUAUUUACAUCCAGGCACCAUUGAUGCAGGCUCUUCAGGCUCAGCUGCCAACUACACUUCUGUCUGCUAAAAAACAAUGAAAAAUGACAAACCAAUAAUAUUUUGACUUCCAACAAAAUUAGCUCUUCAAAUAUGACUAAGACAGCACUGAGACAUGAUAAAUUGAUGCAAUCCUCUAACUGUUUAUCGUGGAAAAUUCUGGUCAGAAGUGAUUAAGAAGAGUAAGGAGAGAUUGUGUUAUGGUUGUCUGGGGAAACCAUUAAUAAUUAAAUUCCCCCAACAACAAACUGCAUGUCAGUGUGUGUGUUUGGCAGGACAGUUGGAGCUUUGGAUGGACUUGCUGGAAGGUAAACAUUUUCAGUGUUUUAUUUUCAGUCUGUGUUUAAUGAUGAUGAUCAUAAAAAUAAUAAUUAGGAAUGCACAGAAUUGAACAUAUAUGGCUAAAUAUAGAAUAAACUUUUAUUAAUUUUGCUGUUUCUUGUUGUUCAAGAAAUGUAGGAAGAGCAGUAACAUAAGUGCUUCACAACAUAAGAUAAACACUGAGUGUCCUUGCCUGCCCGUAAUAAUCCAAUCAUAAUCAGAUAUAAUCUGCAUUUAUCUUGCCAAGUAAAGAGCAUAGACCAGUUUCUCAUUGGAUUAAUGUCUAGAAAUCUGAUAAGGAGAGCUAGUUUUAGCCCAGCAAUCAGAUUACUCAGUGCAUGUGUACACUUACUCCGUCUGAACAUGCAUGCAAAAGUAAUUAGAUUACACAGAAGCUACUUUUUGUCUUUAGGGUGAUACAAAAAUGCAACAUUGCGUACUAUUAUACUCAUAAAAAAUAAGUAGUUUUUUACACUUUUAAUUAUGGAAUUAUUAAAUGCAUGUAAACACGCUCAAUGAAACAAAAAAACAGAGCACCCCAUUCAACUAAAGAGUCAAACUAAGCAUGUGCAGAGUAGACUUGGCCUCCAGUAGGGUUCACCUACAAUUUGUAAAUUUUGCCAAGACUGAUAAUUUGAUUAGAUCAACUUUUAUCAAGAAACUUGAUGCUAGUUGAGGUGAUUAGUUUGCUAAAGUUUACUGUGCCAUCCACCAUGUUUGCUUUAACUUAAAAAUCACAUUAAAUAGGACAAUUUUAAGUUUUGUUUCUUUUCAGUGAAACAUUUUACAUUUGGCCCUGUGGUGGUAAAGUGGCUUUAGAGUCAGAGCUACUAGGAAACUAAAGACGCAAACAGUCAAGCACUGAAGCAUGUCUUUAUCAGCAAUGUAUCAUCAGAACUCUAUUCCUCAGAGUGAACCCCAUUGUGAUCUCAUUGUGCUCCUGGGCUGUAAAGUGUUUGUUCAAUCAAGUGUUCUGUCUCACUGCAGCAAUUCUUUCAGAGCAGAGGGGAAUCGUCUUCAAACAAAAACCCGACAGAUUCAACAUUAAUCAAAAGGUGCAAUAGGCAGAAUUUCCUCCAGGCCUUUUCUUUCAAAUAGAGAUCACUAUGAAUGCGGGUGCAUUACUUCAGCCUGCCUCAGGAGGGAAUCUCUCGAGAUUAUCCAACCUCCCAUUUUGGGAGAGACGCUGGAAAGAUGGGCCUGAGAAGACCUACGAAACUACAUCCCAGAAAAGCUUCAGACCACUUCCCUCCAUUACCAAAACAGCUGCUGUUACCAAACCUCUACCAGCACAAGUGGUGCACAGGGAUCUUCAGCAUAUCAAGGAGUACGAGUCAGAGUCAGCCAAGGCCUUCUCUUCCCACAAUCCUGUGCCAAUCACUCGAGUACCAGGAUGGACCAAGUAUGGCACGAACUGGACGAUGCACUCAGAUGAUCGAUGCACAAACUUCCACAGCACUCAGUCUGAGAGCUUCCAAAGUCUGAACACAGCAUCCUCAACACACAGGGCUGUUCCUCCUGUUGAUUCUGUGCAGCUGAGCUAUGCACAGUACAAGCUUCCUGACAGCACUCAGAAAGAAACUUACAUCCCACAGACAGUUUCACCGAUCAUCAGGGCAAAGGUGAAGCACCUGGGUGGACCACCAACAAUUAAAGGGGAUGAGAAGUGUUCUUCCCAAAACUCACAUUAUAAUGAACACUUCCAGUACAGAUGGUGCUCUCCUCCUCAGUCCGUUGAGAAGCAAUACCAUUCAUCCUUGGUAAUGGGGGAUAAAGAGAAAAUAGCAGAAACUGAGACAACGCACUCAACCUCAUUCUGCAACAGACGGGCCUGCAGCCCUGUGACGCUGAAGGAACGUCUAGGAAUCAACCUUCAAUACGAUCGAGGCGGACUACCCAACUGGACCACAACUUCAUCUGACACUUUUACUGAGAUCAAGUCUCGAGCGUGCCAAGCUCAGCUAGUCCGGAGAAACAGAAAUGUCAGCUCCUUGCCUCCAGGAGAUACGGACAAGAUACGCCACCAAAAGAGGAUGACGGACACCACUAACAGCUUCUUCUUUCCAGAGGAACACACUUCCCAGUUCCCAGUUCAUGUAAAUGGUGCGAAUAUCAGAACCAAAAGCAAUGUCCAGUUUGGACGCCCCGAAAUGGCUGGGAUAUUUUACAGCACAACAAAUCUUGAAAACUAUUUGCAGAAACAGCUGACUCCAGUCCAGCGGCAUCACUGCCCUCCCUCCCAAAUACUGCAAUAUGAAGAUGCUGUUCCAGCUGUAAGUACAAUGCAUAGUGAUUACACUCUACUAAACGGCAGAAAACAUGACCUAAGUCCUGAGCAGCUUUAUCAGAUAAAAGACAGUCACAUCAGGCUUCCCCAAAAUGGAAUUUACUUCACAACGACCCACAAAGAAGCUUUUGAGCCUAAGCCUAUCUCCAAGACAUCUUUGGACAACCCACCCCUGCAGAAUAUCAGCCACAUGCCUUUUGGACCAGGGCAACAUGCUGCUAAGUGAUGCCCAAAGCUUAAAAGCUACCCCUACCUAAAAUGUAAAAAGUAAAUGUAAAAUGUGAGUUGUCUUCUCAAAUAAACUUUAUUAAAGCCCCUUUUGCUCUGCCAAUGCUUUUGUAUUUACACAGGCAAAUAUCUUAUCAGAGCAAAAAUACUGUUUGCGGCCUGCUGUGAAAAUGCCACGUGUUCGGCAUGAAGCUGCGCAUGUGAGAGAAGUUGGGGUUA